GGGUUAAGCCAUCAAACAUCGAGCUGAGAACCACCGUGAUGAGAUGAGUCCCUGUGUUGGGUCUGAGUCACUCGAUGUGCGCGCAACAGCACAAAACAGCCAGAGCAGCAGUCUGGUCCAGAGCUGGUGGGGGCCGGAGAGAGGGAGAAGGACGCAGUGUGGGCGGGUUAAGAAGCGCCGAGAGGGAGGGGACGCCAGCGUAAUAUUCCCACCGUUUUUUCUCUCCUUCCACCUCCGUAUAGAGCCGAAAAAACAAGGGCAUCCAUCGGUCUCAUCUUCCUCACACCUCAUCCCCGAGUCUCGCGCCAGGCUGAACUAUCCGCUCUGUCGUUUCUUCAGCUGCCGUGUGAAGACUGUCCGUGUGUCCUCUCCUACACCUGGAGGUUUGUUUUCACCCUGCGGGGUGGGGGUGGGGGUGGGGUGGGGGGGAGCAUAGCCGAGCGGCAGGGGCGUGAGACGCGGAUGCUGUGAGCGCAUAGAGGCUGGGUACCAACCGGGAGCAUCACCGCGACUCACCACGAUGGACAGAAUGAAUUUUCUCUCCUUCUUCCUCAUUUGCUUGACUUCGGUUGCCAAUGGCAACAAAGCCAAUAAGCACAAGCCAUGGAUCGAGACGGAGUACCAGGGGAUUGUCAUGGAGAACGACAACACGGUGCUGCUCAACCCCCCUCUCUUUGCCCUGGACAAAGAUGCUCCACUUCACUACGCUGGUGAAAUCUGUGGCUUCCGGGUUCAUAAUGGCCCCUCGGGUUCAGGCUCGGUCCAGUUUGAAGCUGUGGUUCUGGACCGCUCCACCGGCGAGGGCCUGGUCCGGUCCAAGGAGCCGCUGGACUGCGAGAGCCAGCGAGAGCACAGCUUCACCAUCCAGGCCUACGACUGCGGAGAGGGACCUGACGGAGUCAACAGCAAGAAAUCCCACAAGGCCACCGUGCAUGUUCGUGUUAACGACGUCAACGAGUUCUCCCCGGUGUUCGUCGAGCGGCGCUACGAGGCUUCGGUCCCAGAAGGACGUCUGUUUGACAAACUCGUGCGGGUGGAGGCGCUGGAUGCCGACUGCUCCCCGCAGUACAGCCAGAUCUGCUUCUAUGACAUCAUCACUCCUAAUGUGCCCUUUGCUAUCGACAACGAUGGUAACAUUAAGAACACCGAGCCGUUGGACUCGAAGCGCCAGCGUGUUUUCACCUUCUGGGUGACCGCCUUCGACUGCGGAAAGAACCGAGCUCAGGCCGAUGCCCAGGUGGUCGUCACCGUCAAGCCGUCCUGCAAACCCGGCUGGAUCGGAUGGACCAAGCGUGUAGAGUACACUCCCGGGUCAGGCAGCAUCCCCUUGUUCCCCAGUCUGCAUUUGGAGACCUGUGAGGAGACUGUGUGGAACAUCCAGGCCACCGUAGACCUCCAGACCGGCCACAUCGGGAAGGGCUGUGACCGAGACAGCUACUCCGACCGAUCUGUCCGACGGCUGUGUGGUGCUGUCAGGGGUGAAGUGGACCUCCUCCCUCCUCCAUCUCCAGCUGCCAACUGGACCGCCGCUCUGCCCACUCUCCCCUCCUCUGAUUCCUCUCUGGUCUUCUCCUUCAAUGGAUCCAACCACGUCGCCGUGGUGCCGGAUUCGGUUGUCUCCGCGUUGUCGGGCGACCACUUCACCCUGCAGCUGUGGAUCAGGAGGGGUGGAGCCAACAUCCAGCCUGCGACCACUCAGACCAGAGGCGGUCGCAAGGAUGAGGAGACCAUUGUGUGCAGCACUGUCAAGAACGAUGAUUCUUUCUCCCACUAUUCCCUCUCCGUCCACGGCUGCCGCCUCUCUCUCUUCUACUGGCCCGACGUCUCCGCCGCGCGACCCGUCAAGUUCUUGUGGAAACUGGAGCAGGUGUGUGACAGUGAGUGGCAUCAUCUGUCACUCAGCAUCCAGUUCCCCUCCGUGACCCUGUAUGUCGACGGUGUGACCUUUGACCCCGCCCUUAUCCAUGACAACGGAGCCAUCCCCAACCCCGCCCCCCGCCAGAGGAUGUUCAUCGGCGCCUGCUGGGAGCCCGAAGAGAAGCAGAAGGAGAUACUAAACAACACCAUCCCGGAGGGGAGAGACUCAGUGAAAUAUGUAGGAGGUUACCACGGCCUGUUGUCAGGGGUGACGGUGCGUCCUGGCACCGUGGAGUCUCACAGUGUGGUGGAGUGUCUGUACGCCUGCAGGGAAGGCCUGGACUUCGGAGACCUGGAGACUCUGGGCUCCGGCAUGAAGGUGCAUGUGAACCCCAGCCAGUCAGUGCUGGUGCUGGAGGGAGACGACAUCGAGAGCUUCAACCGGGCAGUGCAGCAGGUCACCUACAGGAACUCUCUCCGCUUCGCCACCCCCGGAGUCCGACCCCUCAAACUAACCACCUCGCUCAGAUGUUUCAACGAGGAGAGCUGCCUGUCUCUCAAGCAGCUGGAGGGAUACCUGGUGGUCCUCCAGCCUGACGCCCCUCAGAUCUCUCUCUCUGGGGUCGGCCCUCAUCUGGCUCGUCCUGCCCCGGAGUUUGAGGGUCCCCGUGGGGUCCCCCUUUUCCCUGAGCUUCGCAUCGUCUGCACCUUGUCUCAUGCUGUCAACACAGCUGCACAGGGGAUGGAGGGAGGAGCGCUGAUGUCUGACGCCGUGGCUCACACUUUGGACGGCUGUGAGGUCCAGCCCCUUGGGGAGGAGCUAAACCCAGAGAGGGAGGAGCUUCUGGUGGAUAUGGAUGUCGUGCGAGAGAGGGGACUGGAGGUCAUCAAUACUACUGCUUAUAUUGCCAUCACAGGUGCCGAAUCCAUCUCUGUGUACGAGGACGUCCUUCGCUCUGUCCGCUACCGGCUGGCCAAAGGCUCAGCCCGCUUCGAGAGGCGGUUCCGCCUGUCCUGCUCUGAGAUGAACGGCAGAUACACCAGCAAUGAGUUGACUCUGGAGGUGAACUUCCUCCACUCUCUGGACAGUCUGUACCACCCGUCCCACCUGCUGGCCUCCCAGCAGCAGUUUCUCCAUCCAUCCCACCAUGCUGGAGAGCUGAGCGGACACACCCUGCCCAAUCCACACCGCAACUCAGUGGUGCCAGGAGCAGCCACAGUCAUCAUAAUGGUGUGUGUGGGUUUCCUGGUUGUCAUGGUGAUCCUCGGUGUUUUCCGAAUUCGCUCCAUCCAUCGCCGGGGUGAGGGUGCCAGGGGCGGGGCUAAGGAGGGAAGCGGCCAAUGGGACGACUCUGCCCUCACCAUCAUCGUCAACCCGAUGGAGUCCUUCGAGACUCGUAUGGGCAUCUCCGCUGACACAGAGGGGGAGGGGGAGGAGGACGAGGAGGUAGCAGAGUCACCUGAAGACGCGAGCGACGACCAGCGAAUCAUCAUAAAGAAAGAGGGGCGCGACGGCAACGCCCGCCGCUACUGAGCCACGCGAGUGCACCAGUUCUCAUGGAAACCACCAACCGGCUCACACACUCCAACACUUUUAAUAUCAACGACUGCUGACACGACUCGUAUAAGGAAUGUAUGCUUACAAACACUACACACAACACAGUCACUGUAACAACACUUCUCGACACUCAACACCAUAUGUGACCUAUAGCCAACAACGGGCAGUUGUUCUUCACCUAAAUGUUCAAUGGCACAAUGUAUACAUUUAAUGUAAUUUAACCGCCUGAGCAAAACCCCACCAAAAUUGUAUGUGGUGCACCAGUUCUCGAUCACAAGAUUGUAUUGUGUCUGUAAAGUGUAAUACUGGUUGAAUCGGACUGCUUUAGUUUCAACAAAAAAGAAGAAGAUUACAGGAACAACCCGCAUCACGCAGGCCUUGAAUAGACGAGGAGGCAAAGUCCCGACACAUCCCUUAUUAGACUCGACUCACGAAGUCUCUGCACAAGCUCUUUUCUCCCUCUUUGCAUCCUCUCUCGACACAUUCCUCGACCUCCGUUAACCACAGAGUGAAGAAAGUGAGGUCAGACAGCAGACAGUCACUCUUCUUAAAAGCUAAAGAAGAACCAUGCUACACUUGCAGGUAUUUUUCUCUCGGUAUUGUGACUACUUUAGUGCUUCAGCUAUUUUACGUGGGGCCGAUGAUAAAAUAUCAACCGUACACCUCGUCAUUUACACAAGUUGGCACUUAUGCAAUACCCAGAAGCAGAGCAGAAGCCUCCAGGUGUUGAGUCAGGAGUCUUUGCAAAGUUUCAGUUUGUGCUGCUAAAUGUCAAAACAUCACAAUCCACAGUAAACCUGGUCAAACCUCACCUCUGACCCCCACAGUGACCGCUGGAAUGUCUCUCAAUGACUCUCACUGCACUCUUUCACUCACUGCACACUGCUCUUUCAAUAACUGCAAGACGUCACACGCAUUCACACACACACACACACAAUCACACACACACACACACACACACACUCCAUAGUGCUACCCCUGCUGUUUCCAGAAUGUCAGCUCAGCUUGGGCAGUUUUGAUUGUAUUGAUUGUAAUGAAUUUUCUGUACAUACAUUGAUGAAUAUUAUAUUAUUGUUAUUACUAUUAUUAUUAUUGCAGCCACUCUACUUCUGCACAUGUUGAGAGGGAGCAGAUUAUGAUUUACUUUUUUCCAUUUCAGUAAUCACCUUUACAGCAUCAGAAAACAGUGUGAUGAUGGUGAUGAUGAUAAUAAUAAUAGUAGUAGUGACACGGAUGAUAAUCCAUGGCUUGAUGAGUGUCUCUAAAUUUGUGUGUAAUAUUGUUGUAAUUUAAGAAGUUGUCAAUAUCUGAAUCACAGAAAACGGAGGGCACAUUGUUGUGAUACUUAGAUACGUCUCACUCAUUUCAUCUUUAACACAUUUCAAAACUGAACCUUUAAUUUAUUUUAUAUUUCCCUCCAUCUGGUAUAUUUGGUUUAAUGAAUGUACAACUGUGUGCUUUUCCUCACCUCCCCCUCUGCCUCCCUGUCUUUCUCGCUCACCUCUCCCUCACUCUCCUCUGUGUCUCUUGCUGUCUGUCUGUGUAACCUAUCAAUGUGCAGUGCUAAACCUGUCAGUAAAUAAAGCCUGUCGUUUUGAGUGUGAAGGAAGGAAUACACAUCGCAUUGAUUAAUAACUUAUAUUAUUACUAUGUUACUAUUGGAACAUUACCUGUGAUUAUUGAGACAAUGAUGACAUGGAUAAUGCUGACUAAUUGUUAUUGAGAGCUGUCAGAAAACAUUACAAAAUUCAUAAUAAAAACACUAUAUGACGUC
This is a messenger RNA of Pseudoliparis swirei, 5189 nucleotides long. It is a transcript of the gene clstn3, whose product is annotated as calsyntenin 3. The record is from RefSeq and is a predicted model, not a curated record. Gene Ontology annotation, cellular component: postsynaptic membrane; cell surface. Gene Ontology annotation, molecular function: kinesin binding; calcium ion binding; X11-like protein binding. NCBI's taxonomy places the organism in Eukaryota, Metazoa, Chordata, Actinopteri, Perciformes, Liparidae. Bases 521 to 3391 code for a protein of 956 amino acids. Gene Ontology annotation, biological process: positive regulation of synaptic transmission; positive regulation of synapse assembly; homophilic cell-cell adhesion. The transcript is spliced from 19 exons.